AUGAAUACGUCACUCUUCUUUAGGGAAGGCUAUAUAAACCCUAGAGUGGCACAAGCUUCCAUACAACACAACACAUACAUCAACAUACUAACCAUGAAGCUUCUUCAUGGCCUCGCUUUAGUUUUUCUAUUAGCUGCUGCGAGUUGCAACGCUGGUGAAGAAAUUACUUGCGAAGAGAACAAUCCAUUCACAUGUGUAAGAACUUCGCAAAAGACUUCAUCUUCGGUGUUGCAUCUUCUGCUUACCAGGCAUAUUGAAGGAGGGAGGGGUCGUGGUGUUAACGUUUGGGAUGGCUUCAGUCACCGAUACCCAGAGAAAUCAGGAUCAGAUUUGCAGAACGGAGACACUACUUGUGAGUCAUAUACGAGAUGGCAGAAAGAUGUAGAAAUUAUGGGCGAACUCAAUGCUACUGGCUACAGAUUCUCCUUUGCGUGGUCAAGAAUCAUUCCAAAAGGAAAGGUGAGUAGGGGAGUGAACAAGGGAGGUCUUGAUUACUACCACAAACUCAUAGACGCCCUCCUAGAGAGGAAUAUAACACCUUUCGUUACCCUCUUUCACUGGGACCUUCCUCAAACUCUCCAAGAUGAGUAUGAAGGUUUCUUGGACCGCCAGAUCAUACAAGAUUUCAAAGAUUACGCUGAUCUAUGUUUCAAAGAAUUUGGAGGAAAGGUGAAGCACUGGAUCACGAUCAACCAGCUAUACACA
This is a messenger RNA of Eruca vesicaria subsp. sativa (arugula), 705 nucleotides long. The record is from the annotation of a GenBank genome assembly. Lineage: Eukaryota; Viridiplantae; Streptophyta; Magnoliopsida; Brassicales; Brassicaceae.